AUGCCUCACGACAAGCUGUAUGGUAGCACGUACAAAUAUGUUCUCACAGGCAUCGAUGUAGCCUCCAGAUACAAGGUAGCGAGACCUUUGCGUACCAAAAAAGCCAGCGAAGUCGCCGACAUGCUCAAGGACAUUUACAAAGCGGGACCUUUACGAUAUCCGAGGGUUUUUCAGUGUGACAACGGCUCCGAGUUCAAGUCUAACGUGAGCAAGCUUCUGGAAAGCAAAGGGGUCGAGAUAAAGCGUGUAACUACCAAAUACCACCACACAUUCACGGUGUUCGUGGAAAGCUACAACAAGGUGCUCGCGGAGAGACUGUUCAAACCUCAAGAUGCGCAAGAGUUGGUCACCACUGACGAGCAAAGUAGUACAUGGGUCAAACACUUGUAUACUAUUGUCAAAAGUUUGAACAACACCAAAACCGCGAUGAUCGGCAUGAAACCUUCGAAGGCCAUCAAGCUAGAUAAAGUCCUACUUAUGAAAAGCGAAGAAUAUCCCGAGGAAAAGCCGUUACCUGACGACGGCCUCUAUUUGUACCUCCUGCAACCUGGAGAAGAGCAUGGUGAUCAAAAAAGACUUGACGCUUGGUGGAGCAAGAAAACGUAUAGACUGGACCAUAUCGUGACAAGUACGAGAUUGUUAUACUAUUUGGCAGAUGGGCCUGAUCGAAGCUUUGUGGCGGAGGAGUUGAUGCUAGUACCCGAGGGUGUUGAAGUACCUCCGGAGCAUGUAAAACAAUGGUAA
Messenger RNA from Hydractinia symbiolongicarpus, 744 nucleotides. RefSeq lists its product as uncharacterized. The transcript has a single exon. Gene Ontology annotation, molecular function: nucleic acid binding. NCBI's taxonomy places the organism in Eukaryota, Metazoa, Cnidaria, Hydrozoa, Anthoathecata, Hydractiniidae. The coding region runs from base 1 to 744 and encodes 247 amino acids. Gene Ontology annotation, biological process: DNA integration. The record is from RefSeq and is a predicted model, not a curated record.